Messenger RNA from Carya illinoinensis, 786 nucleotides. RefSeq lists its product as uncharacterized. The record is from RefSeq and is a predicted model, not a curated record. The transcript has a single exon. Bases 1 to 786 code for a protein of 261 amino acids. NCBI's taxonomy places the organism in Eukaryota, Viridiplantae, Streptophyta, Magnoliopsida, Fagales, Juglandaceae.
AUGGAAGAACAUAGCUCAGAAAGCCACAACCAAAAUCAAAACUCAAACUCAAACCCAACCAAAGACCUUACUCAUCCAAGCAGCCUAUACUACAUUGGCACAAAUGAUGGCACUGGCUCCAUGCUUGUUACUCAUAGCCUAGAUGCCAGUAACUACUACUCAUGGGCUCGAUCAAUGAAAAGAGCACUAAGGAUUAAAAACAAGCUUGGCUUUAUUGAUGGAAGCUUGUGUGAGCCAACUGAUCCAAAUGACCCUCUCAUGGAACAUUGGUUGCGAUGCAAUGAUAUUGUGAUUACCUGGAUGCAAAAUACCAUGGCCAUUAAUAUCAAGAGCAGCACAGUGUAUGCAAAAACAGCUCACCAACUCGGGAUUGAGUUAGAACAAUGCUUUUCACAACAAAAUGCUCCUCGAAUCUUUGAGGUCAAACAUGGUGUAACCAUGUUGAUGCAGAACCAAGACACUGUAAGUGUUUAUUUUUCCAAACUCAAAACCUUGCUAGAUGAACUUUUGAACUAUGAGGCCAUUCCUAGUUGCAGCUAUGGAGGUCUCAAAAUAGUUGUGCAAAACCAACAAAGGGAUUGGGUUAUGAAAUUUUUAAUGGGCUUGAAUGAGUCAUAUAAGGGAAUCAAAGCUCAAAUUCUUUUAAUCAAACCCUUUCCUAGUCUCAAUGAGGUUUAUUCCAUAGUGCAAAGAGAAGAGAAAAGAAGGGAAAUAUCUACUGAAGGACCUGCUCAUCACUCCAUGGCAUUGUUCACUCGAGGAACUACAAGGAUGGUCCAAAAUUAA